Dracunculus medinensis (Guinea worm) is the source of this 345-nucleotide messenger RNA. The record is from the annotation of a GenBank genome assembly. NCBI's taxonomy places the organism in Eukaryota, Metazoa, Nematoda, Chromadorea, Rhabditida, Dracunculidae.
AUGGUUAUUUUGAAUCUUUCUAUUGAGGAACCGAGGAAUACUUCAAGUUCGACAAAUGACAAUCAUUUUGAAGCGUCAUCUCAAUCAAACGCUACUUUACUACGCGAUAUCGUUGCUGCAGCCUGGAAAUGGGUGGCUCGUGAUGAAACCUGUGGAAUUUGCAGGAUGCCGUUUGAAGCUUGUUGCGUUACUUGUAAAACGCCUGGUGAUGAAUGCCCUUUGGUGUUUGGAAUUUGUCAACAUGCUUUUCACAUGCAUUGUAUCGUGAAAUGGACUGAGACUCAAAAUACGCCUCGACCUCAGUGUCCACUUUGUCGUCAAGAAUGGAAAUUCGCUCCGGGAUAG